AUGGCCAUCCCAAAAAUCCUGUGCGUGGCCGAGAAGCCCGCCAUCGCCAAGGCAGUGGCCACCCACCUGUCUGGCGGCUCCAUGCGAAUAAAUAACGUCCGUGGCAACCCAUAUGUCAAGAACUACGUAUUCAACUUCAACUUUGGCGGCGCCUGGGGCUCGUGCUCCGUGACCAUGACCAGCGUCAUCGGGCACUUGACCACUCUGGACUUUGAGCGUCAAUACCGAGGCUGGACGUCGUGCCCACCGAGUGCGCUUUUUGAAGCCCCCGUGGUCGAAUCCGUGGAUGCUGAGAAGCUCAGCAUUGCCCAAAAUAUCCAGGAGCAGGCCAAGUAUGCCAAAGCUCUGUUCAUCUGGACGGAUUGCGAUCGUGAAGGCGAGCACAUAGGCACCGAAGUCCGGUAUCAGGCGCGACGGAGCAAUGCGAACAUCGAGGUCAAGCGCGCCAAGUUCAGCAACACCGAGAAAACUCAUGUAUUACGGGCUGCUCGUGCACCGGUCGACCUGGAUGAGCGUCAGGCAAACGCCGUGGCCGCCCGGAUUGAGCUCGAUCUGCGGAUCGGGGCCGCCUUUACGCGAUUGCAAACUCUCCAGCUUCAAAAUCUCGGAGAAGCAUUGAAGGACCGGAUCAUCAGCUACGGCUCGUGCCAAUUUCCCACGCUGGGCUUCGUCGUAGACCGUUACCUUCGCGUGCAGAACUUCAAACCCGAGCCCUUCUGGGCGAUCAAGGUCAUGCAUGAGCGGGAUGGCAUGAAUGUCAACUUCAACUGGCGCCGCGUCCAUCUCUUCGACCGGGCAGCGGUGACGGUCAUGUUGGAGCGAUGUCUGACGGCAAAAAAUGCCAAAGUCACCAAAGUGACCAAGAAUCCCACGAGCAAAUGGAGGCCUCUCCCUUUGACGACGGUGGAUCUGCAAAUGAUGGGCAGCAAGUACCUUCGGAUGGACAGUCAGAAAGUCAUGCAGAUUGCCGAGGCCCUCUAUACCAAAGGCUACAUCAGCUAUCCUCGCACGGAGACGGAUCAGUUCGACAGCGGUAUUGACUUGAAGAAGCUCAUUGAGAAACAAGUGCCCGACAGUUCCUGGGGUCAAUAUGCUCAGAGUCUCCUGGACGGCAAGUUCAAAACUCCUCGAUCGGGCCGCCACAACGACAAAGCACAUCCUCCGAUCCACCCUAUUUGCUGGGUUUCGCCCACGCAACUGAGCGCCGAAGAGAAACGCGUCUAUGAGUUUGUCGUCCGACGCUUCCUCGCCUGCUGCUCCGAUGAUGCCAAGGGACAAACGUCCGAAGUCGAGAUCCGGUACGGCGACGAGAUGUUCCAUGCCAAGGGCCUCAUCGUUCUCGAGAAGAACUACCUGGAUGUCUAUGUCUACGACAAGUGGGAAAGCAGCGCCCAACUGCCUGAUUUCCAGGUGGGCGAGCUCUUUGAGCCUACCGAGGCUAAGAUCGUCGAGGGGAAGACGACGCCGCCUUCUUACCUGACCGAGCCCGAACUCAUCGCACUCAUGGACGCCAAUGGCAUCGGCACCGAUGCCACAAUGGCGGAACAUAUCGCCAAGAUCAAAGAGCGCGAAUACGUCGCCACCCGUCCGCGAGGCGGCGGCGGCGGCGGUCGUGGUCGUGGCCGUGGCCGUGGCGGCGACAACAACAACAGCAACAGCAAUACCGUGCAAGAAUUCAUCCCGACGAGACUGGGCAUUGCGCUCGUCGAGGGUUACGACAACGUCGUAGCCGGCCUCCCGGACAGCCCUUCCCUAAGCAAGCCCUUCCUGCGCAAGGAGAUGGAGCUGCGCAUGCGCGACAUUUGUGCGGGGACCAAGACGCGUACCGAGGUCGUCCAGGAGAGUCUGGAGAUGUACCACGAGGUCUUUAUCCAGACGCAGCGGCGCAUAGACAUGUUGAAGGAUGCAUGUCGGAAGUAUAUUCUUCAGCAGUCGAGUUGA
This is a messenger RNA of Rasamsonia emersonii CBS 393.64, 1941 nucleotides long. RefSeq names its product DNA topoisomerase. The record is from RefSeq and is a predicted model, not a curated record. Gene Ontology annotation, molecular function: DNA topoisomerase type I (single strand cut, ATP-independent) activity; DNA binding. Bases 1 to 1941 code for a protein of 646 amino acids. Gene Ontology annotation, biological process: DNA topological change. Gene Ontology annotation, cellular component: nucleus. Lineage: Eukaryota; Fungi; Ascomycota; Eurotiomycetes; Eurotiales; Trichocomaceae. The transcript is spliced from 7 exons.